GAGGCGCAACAGAGAGUUACUGUUCUAUUUCUAGUGCGCUCUUGUUCCCUUGAUUUCUUCUCAAGCCGCAAUAUCAAGAAGAAGAAUAAGGAGGGAAGGAAAGUGAAGCAAUAAAACAACACUAUAGGAGGGCAGGAGCCAGAAGCCGUUCCUAUCCUAAGGACUCCUAUCAGCACCUUGGAUAGCGCCUCAUUUAGGGGAGAGAAACGCAGACAAAAGAAAGCGCAAUCUCACCAUGUCUGUAUCCUCCAGUGACACUGUGCGCCUGGUGUUCUUUGGCGCUGCCGGGGUCGGCAAGACUGCCCUGAUCCAGCGCUUCCUCAACGAUAGUUUCGAGGAGCGAUACCGGCGCACAGUGGAGGAGAUGCACUGCCUGAACCCCGAGCCCGGGGAGCUCCAGUUGCGCAUCCAGAUCCUGGACACCAGCGGCAGCUACUCCUUCCCGGCCAUGCGCAAACUCAGCAUCCAGCAAGGGGACGCCUUUGCCCUGGUCUUCUCUCUGUCCGAGCCGGACUCCUUCCAGGAGGUGGAGAGGCUGAGGAGCGAGAUCAUCCAGGUGAAAGGAGACGCCGAGGUGCCUAUAGUGGUGGUGGGAAAUCAGAUGGACUCGUUCCCCGGGGUAGAGGCCGGACAGAUGGUGGAUCUCAGGGCUGCUGCCACCGCAGAGUUGGAAUGGGACUGUGGUUAUGUGGAGACCUCGGCUAAAGUGGACUACAGGGUGUGGGACGUGUUCCAGGAGCUGAUCCGCAGGGUGAACUCUCCUGCCUGGCUGAGCCCAGCCCUAGAGAGGCGCAGAGCCAGUGCGCAACCAGAGUCCAACAGAAAAGCGCAGCGCAGGAAGCCCCAGAGUUGCACUUUAUCCUAAAGCAGCUUCACUGCACGAAUGGACCUCCUUUACCCACACCCGAAGCUCCACUAGGGCAUCUCCAGUCCCAUUAGUGUUAGGAUCACUUGGUGCCUACUGCUUGGGUGUCCAUUGGAAUGAUGACAAAGGUGGGACAUUUUUUGAACAAACAUAGACUAUGCCAGAAGCACUGGUGGAUGAGAGAAAUCAUCUGUGCCAACCUGUGGCCUUUACUACUCAUGAACAGUGAUAGAGUGCCAAGUCUCCCAGUCCAUCACUGGUGGAGAAGAGAAGUCACCCUUGCCAACCAGGUGACACUUAGUGACAGCAAAGUGCCAAGUAUCCCAGCCACAAAGACUCUACUGGCUGAUAAAAGAAGCCAUCACUUCCAACUUGAUAUCACUGACUAAGAGUACUAAAUGAGUGCCAAGUCUCCCAGUCACAAAGACUCUACUGGCUGAUAAAGAAGCCAUCCCUGCAAUCCUGAUAUCAAGAGUACUAAAUGGGUGCCAAGUCUGCCAGUCACAAAGGCAGGGCCCUCCCUAGGCUGUGCUUGCUCAAAAGGCAUUCUAGGGAUAAGAGAUCGGAAAUAGCUGUUCUUCUAGGAAGAAAUAAGAAUCUGUUGUUGGGCAGCAAAAUAUUUGCUUAGUGUGAAAAGAACUGAUUAUAUAAUCUGGGUGGGACGCUAUACAUAUUGUUAUACCCCAUAAUGUCUGAUAAACAAAACAGACCUUGUAUUUGCCUAAGGUUGCUCAUGAAUGUUGUUUAUGAAGCAGACUGCUUGGUACAGUUGAACAAAUGCCCCGCCAUUCCUACCCUCGGUGGAACAAAUGCUCAUGCUAAAAA
This is a messenger RNA of Xenopus laevis (African clawed frog), 1690 nucleotides long. It is a transcript of the gene ras-dva1.L, whose product is annotated as ras-related protein ras-dva L homeolog. The record is from RefSeq and is marked provisional. NCBI's taxonomy places the organism in Eukaryota, Metazoa, Chordata, Amphibia, Anura, Pipidae. Gene Ontology annotation, cellular component: plasma membrane. Gene Ontology annotation, molecular function: GTP binding; GTPase activity.